Molecule: messenger RNA, 725 nt
Organism: Vigna radiata var. radiata (mung bean)
Lineage: Eukaryota; Viridiplantae; Streptophyta; Magnoliopsida; Fabales; Fabaceae
Product: trypsin inhibitor DE-3-like
Exons: 1
Coding region: 38-652 (204 amino acids)
Molecular function (GO): endopeptidase inhibitor activity
Source: RefSeq, a predicted model, not a curated record
GAAAAGCCUUGAGAUUUGUCCAUAGCCAACCAAAGACAUGGCGAGUACAAUGAUUUUAGCUCUCUUUCUUCUUUCUGUCCUAACCUUCUACCCUUCUUCAAUCACUGCUCAAGUGACCGACGGGAGUGGUAAAAUCGCUACUAAUGGUGGCGUAUUCUAUAUAACACCACGCAUAUUUUCGCAGGGCGGUGGAAUUCGACGAAUUAAAACUGGAAACGAAACUAGCCGUUUCUCAGUUGUGCAGUCUCGCAUUGAGACCGAUCCAGGGCUUCCAUUGAGAAUUGCAUCCCCAUACCUUGUCACAUUUAUCCCUCAAGGCCCUGUGUUCAUUAGCUUCGUAGAUGAUCCUGUCGGUGCCAACCCUCUCGAGUGGACCGCUGUUGAGGUUCUGUCUGAAGGAACCUUCGUUAAAGUUGGCUAUCCAAAUUCAUUUAAAGGGUACUUCAUUAUUGAGGCAGCUUCCUCAGCCAAUACCUACAAGCUUUUGUACUGUGCAUUUGGAGCCAGCCUCUGCGGUAAUGUUGCCAUUGUUAAGGAUGAAGCAGGGAACAGGCUUUUGGCCGUCAAUCAGAAAACCCCAUUCGAGUUUAUUCUUACGCCAGUUCUACAGCCGCGUCUAAAUGAACNACUAUCCAUGAAAACUCGUGCUUGAUGCAUCUACUGUAUGCUUAGGAUGUAACUAUCUACUUCAAGAAUAAAUAAAACAUCCAAAGCUUAUGUGUUCG